Messenger RNA from Lodderomyces theae, 960 nucleotides. RefSeq names its product CCR4-NOT core subunit. Gene Ontology annotation, cellular component: CCR4-NOT complex; P-body; CCR4-NOT core complex. Gene Ontology annotation, biological process: mRNA catabolic process; negative regulation of translation. The transcript has a single exon. The record is from RefSeq and is a predicted model, not a curated record. NCBI's taxonomy places the organism in Eukaryota, Fungi, Ascomycota, Pichiomycetes, Serinales, Debaryomycetaceae. The coding region runs from base 1 to 960 and encodes 319 amino acids.
AUGUACCAGACACCUCCACAAACAAGAGCAGUACCGGUAAACGUGAACCGACAACCUUCUGAUAACGCACUGGCCAAAGUGAAUGGAAAUGCAUUGAAUGAUGAACAAAUAUACCAAUGGAUAAACGAGCUCGUCACAGGUACUAAUAGGGAAAAGGCAUUACUAGAGUUGGGGAAGAAAAGAGAGCAGUAUGAUGACUUAGCUUUGGUUCUUUGGAAUUCGUUUGGGGUGAUUACAGUUCUAUUAGAAGAGAUUAUCAGUGUUUAUCCGUUUUUGGACCCACCAAAUCUAAGUGCGUCGACUUCCAAUAGAGUAUGCAAUGCUCUUGCAUUGUUGCAAUGUGUGGCAUCGAAUGUCCAAACUAGGAGUUUGUUUUUGAAGGCCAAUUUGCCAUUGUAUUUGUACCCAUUUUUGUCAACCAAUGCACGCCAAAGAUCAUUCGAAUAUUUGAGAUUGACAAGCUUAGGGGUCAUUGGUGCACUAGUGAAGAAUGAUACACCAGAAGUUAUUAAUUUCCUUUUGACAACGGAAAUAGUGCCAUUGUGUUUGAACAUUAUGGAAAUUUCAUCUGAAUUGUCCAAGACUGUUGCCAUAUUCAUUUUGCAGAAAAUACUACUUGACGAUCAAGGAUUAAAUUACAUUUGUACAACCUUUGAACGAUUCCAUACUGUUGCAACUGUAUUGGCCAAGAUGAUUGAACAAUUGGCAGCAUUAACCGUUUCUGGUGCCAAUGGGAAACCAGUCACGGGACAGGGACAAGCAUCCUCUAAUAGCUCCGGGAGGUUAUUGAAACAUGUGGUUAGGUGCUAUAUGCGACUUUCGGAUAACAUCGAGGCCAGGAAAGCGUUGGCAAAUAUAUUGCCCGAGCCAUUGCGUGAUGGCACGUUUUCAUCGAUAUUGCAGGAUGAUAUUGCAACAAAGAGGUGUUUGGUGCAGUUAUUAGCCAACAUAAAUGAGUGA